ACACGGUUGUCACGGCAACAGAACAACAGGGGGACAGAGUAUCAAUAAUCACACUUCUUUCUGUGAAUAUUGAGUCGAAACAAAAAGCCAUGGCUAGUGAAGAGACGGAAAAAGAAGGAGAUGAGGCCAUACUGCAAGAAUUGUGCACUGUGAAUGGUUUGAAUUACGACAAGCUCCCCCAGGGUGUUGGCUUGAAAGUAAAGUGCCUCGAGAUUUUCUUUUUCGGCUGCCCCCGUAUAGUGGGUCUCUCCCAUUUUCCCUCCCUCUCCAUUCUGAGAAUCAUCAAUCAAAGAAUAUUCAGCAUGAAUGGAGUUGGAUCUUGCCCCUCUCUCAAGGAAUUGUGGAUCUGCGAAGGAGACAUUGAGGUAAUUGAGGAUCUGACUAAUUGCCCGCAGUUGGUGAAGGUUUAUUUCUAUUCUAAUAAGAUAAAGGCAAUAACCGGCAUUUCACAUCUUUCUAAACUUGAGACGCUGUGGCUCAAUAAUAACAAAAUUAAUAAAAUCGAAAAUAUUGAUACUUUAACUGAGCUACUAGACCUCAAUUUAGCUAGUAAUUAUAUAUCAACGCUUGACAACGGAUCACUGUCUUCCUUUCACAGACUACGAAAGCUUAAUCUUUCCGGCAACCCUCUUACAUCACUUGAGGAGCUCUCUCAGCUCUAUUGUUUAACGUCACUCCAAUCUCUCUCACUUUGUGACCCGCUCUACUCUCCCUCCUCAAUCUGUCGACUCUGCAAUUACUCUACACUCAUCCUUUAUCACAUGCCCUGGCUGAAGUGGCUGGACAGUAGAGAUGUGGACUCCACUGAACUCAGAGAUUUAAUAAAAGGGCUAGUGAAUAAGAAGAAACAGUUUUAUCGUUUAAAGAUACACAACCAGAGACAGACCUCGUGGCAAGAGAACAUCAAACUAGACAAGAAGUAUGCCGCCCAUCGCGUGGAAACUGGACUAAGAAUGAGAGUGCUCUUCGAACACAUUAAAUCAUUAGAGCAGCACUCUAAUCUUAACGAUGACACCUGCAAAGCAAAGAAGAUAGGCGCCAUUAAAGAGAGAAUAGAACAACUAGACUCAUCUCUCUCUACACUAAAGGCUGAGAUGGACACUGAGAGAGAUAGGGUGAGGGAUAAGCAAGAUAAGACGAUAGGGCAAUGGAUGCUCGAGCUACAGAGUGCUGGUAACGUGAGAUAUAUUCAAGGGACUGAUGAGUUCAGUUGGUACAGACCUUGCGUCGAGCUAGUAAUGUCACGAUUCAUUGCAACUUGUGCUUCUGGUAUUACUCAUUUAAAUAUAAAGUCAGUAUUACGAAUAGAAAACUCGCUACUCCAUAACCAGUUCAUGGACACUCUUCGCUCUCUCUUAGAAGCUAAAUCUCUCAGUCCCAAAACUGCAUUUCGUGAUCUCUUGGACUACCUCUUCAUCGUAUGGUCGCCAGGGACGGACCUGGUUGCCAUGGGCAACAGUGGGUGUGGUCCCAUCACUCUGGAUAGACCUUAUGUGGUACUGACUAAUAGCGUCGGGAUUGCUGAGUCGGCAAGAUUUAUCGACAGUGGGCGUGGUCAAAAUGGAGGAGUGUUGGAAGGCGAACUCCUCCUUUGUAAAGUGUACAUUGGGAAUAUGGCGGAACUGGUUGGGAAAGAAAUGCCAGUAAAGCAAGAAGACACUCAUUGCUUAUACAGGAACAUCUCAAUGUCUUCCGUGUCUGUCAAGUCCUUACCACUGAGAGAGUACUACGUCUAUGACUCUAGACUAAUAUUACCAGAAUAUCUUGUGACUGUGACUUAUGAUAGAGGGAGAGAGGAGGGAGGGAGGAGAGAGGGAGAGAGUGAGGGGAGAGAGAGAGAGGAGGAGGAGGACAGGAGUAGUAAGAAGAAUGAUGACAGUGAUUUGAUUAAUUCUUUUCCUCAGCCUGAAGGAAGACCAAAGCUGGUAAUGUUGGAUGAGAAUAUGUUGCUAAAAGUAACAGAAUCAAAAUCACUCGAAUUUGUAAAGACGUUAGAUUUGUCUUGCAAUCGGUUAACUCGGUUUCGUUUUUCUUCUCUCCUUCCUCAUCUAUCCUGUCUCUCCAUCUCGUGCAAUGAAAUAUCAACUGCUGAGGACUUUGCCCACAUGCCCAACCUUCAUGUAUUGGACCUGAGUUUCAAUCGCUUGGCAACAUUAGAUGGCCUAAAGGGUCUACCAAGGCUUCAUGUACUCGAUGUCAGUUGGAACUCUUUAUCAUUUCCUUAUCAAGACAUCCUCCUCUUAAAGAGGCACGCCCCAUCACUCCUCUCACUCGACCUUCGUCACAAUUUGUGGAAGCAAAAUAAAAAUUCUCAGAUAUACAUUAUUGGUACAUUACGCACCCUCCAGACUCUUAACGGCGAGACUAUCACCGAUCAAGAGAAGGCGUCCGUCCUUAAACAGUUUGUCUCAUCCCAUGUCUCCCUCUCCUCUCUCCUUCCUCACUGUCAGACCGACAUUGAUAUAUCUCCAUCACUAAUGCUUUGUACAAUAGCAGAACAAAUCAUAUCUAAGAGCAAACUUUGUCCUGAGCAAAGCACGCCAGAAUGGGCCAAUCAGAUCACAGCCCUUGAUCUUACUGAUAUGCACGUGCAUCAAAUUUCAUGUCUUGAUCAACUCGUUAAUCUCAAGUGGGCGUGUUUCCGAGGCAACGCACUGACUGAUAUACAGGGUAUUGAAUCUUGUCAUAAGCUAGAAGAGCUGACACUGGAUGAUAAUUAUCUUCAAAACUGUUUGUCUCUUCACUGGUUCCCUCACCUGAGGUGGCUCUCUCUGGAGAAUAAUCACUUGACCUCUCUACCUCUCUCCUCCUCUCCUCUCCCUCAGCUAACUUACGUUAAUAUCAGUAGAAACUACAUCAGAGACAUCACUGGCAUUGAAACACUAACUUCACUUCAAGAGUUUUAUGCUAGUCAUAAUUACUUGGAAAAUCUUAGACAAUUAUUUUCAUUAAAGCCUUUGGUUCAUUUGGUGGCAAUAGAUUUGACUUGCAAUCCUCUGGCUAGUCACUCAGCUCAUUAUCGGUUGUUUUGCAUUUAUCACUUCCCAACUAUAAAAGCAAUUGAUGCAAGAGCAGUGACUAAUACAGAGAUUGGGCUUGCGAAGGAGAAACUUGGUGGAAGACUCUCCCAAGACUUGGUUUAUGAGAAGUGUCACAGUAAUGACUUCAAUGCAAUAAAGAAAUUGGACUUUGUUCAAUGUGGCCUAAAGCAUGUAGACCUCUCUCCAGUUAGUAGUCUUGACAAUCUAGUUAGUUUGAAUCUUGAGCACAAUUCCCUGACGAGUUUCUCUGGCCUGAUACAUCUCAGCAAAUUAAAGGUUCUUUGUCUCAAUCACAAUCGAGUAGAGUACCUUAUCAGACCUACUGGCAGUGGACCCUCUUCAACAUCAUCAGGAGGAGGAGGAGGAGGUGAUCCUGUAAUGCAAAACCUACAAGUCCUUCACUUAGCAUACAACGGAAUCAACUCAUUAGUACCUUUGCAAUUGUACAGACUCCCUGGACUAAGAGCUCUCUUUCUACAAGGAAAUGAGAUCAGUCGUAUUGAAGGAUUGGAUGGACUACAUCAUUUAACUGAGCUAGUCCUUGAUCGAAAUAAAAUAAAAUGCAUGCAAGAAAACUCACUGCAACAUUUGGUGACUCUCAAAGAGUUCCACCUUGAAGAGAACAGAUUGUCUGAUCUCUCACAUUUUGAAUCUGUGAAGAAUUUAGAGAGACUUUACCUAGGGAUGAAUAGGAUACAAGAUUAUAGUGAACUGGAGAAGUUAGGCUGUCUUUCUUAUUUAAUAGAAUUAUCAAUUAUUAGCAAUCCUAUCUCCAGAAGAAUGCAGCACAGGUCAUUACUGAUAUACAAACUGCCUUCUUUACAAUCACUAGAUGGUGUUAUGGUAACAUCUGAUGAGAGACAAACUGCAGAAGCAACUUUCAGUGACAGAUGCCAACAUCAAGAUGAAGAUCAAGCAGAUACUGCAUUAUUACCAUCACUAACUAAUGCAGGACAAGUAAAGGUUAUGAAUGUACCAUUGUACAUGUCAACUCACACUAGCAGACAGUCACAGGCUAUGGAGGCACGAGCACUUCACCUGCAAACAUUACAAGCCUUUCAGGAUAGAAGGAAAGGAAGGAGAUAGUACUUAUUUUAUAAUAAUUAUCAAGAAACAUUUUUAUUAUUUAUUGUGUUGUUUAUAUUUGUCAC
Molecule: messenger RNA, 4192 nt
Organism: Amphimedon queenslandica
Lineage: Eukaryota; Metazoa; Porifera; Demospongiae; Haplosclerida; Niphatidae
Product: leucine-rich repeat-containing protein 9-like
Exons: 29
Coding region: 90-4127 (1345 amino acids)
Molecular function (GO): protein binding
Source: RefSeq, a predicted model, not a curated record